AUGGACAGUCUCAAAGAUCCAGGUCCAGCUAAAGAUGAGGACCACCAAAGCAACGGCGAGAUUAUUGGGAUCCUAGAAGGAUAUACACCCGAAGAAGAAAAGGCAGUUGUGAGAAAGAUUGAUAUGGUCAUUUUACCAUUCAUGUGUUUUGUCUUCUUCUUACAAUACCUUGACAAGCAAAGCUUAAGCUAUGCGGCAGUUUUCAAUCUCACCGAUGACCUCAACAUGUCCAGCUCCCAAUAUUCCUGGUCCAGCUCGAUUUUCUAUGUUGGGCAGCUUGUAUCGGAAUAUCCCUUCAUCUACCUCAUGAGCCGCCUACCGCUUACCAAGUUCGUUGGUGCAACUGUUAUUAUUUGGGGUGCUAUUUGCAUGUGCCUUGCUGCCCCAAAAAGCUUUGCCGGCUUUGCUGCCGUUCGUUUCCUGCUCGGAUUCAGCGAAGGUGCCGUCUCGCCUGCGUUCGUCACAAUCACGAGUAUCUGGUAUCGCAAAAAGGAGCAUACAGUGCGUACCGCGCUUUGGAUUACCAUGAAUGGUUUGGCUCAGGUCAUUGGCUGCAUGCUCAUGUAUGGAAUCGGCAAAAACACAUCGCUUUCGCUCGCCCCGUGGCGUGUUUUGUUUCUCAUAUGUGGCGCUCUCACCAUUGUGGCCGGUAUUGGCUUCUUUAUUCUGAUGCCUAGUGGACCCAAGACCGCAUGGUUUCUCAAUGCACGCGAGAAAGAGGUCCUAUCCCUUCGCAUGGCUCAGGAUCGAGAAGGUGGCGAUAAAACAUCGUUCUCUAUGCCGCAGCUAUGGGAAACACUACUUGAUCCGAAGGCAUGGAUGGUGUUUUGGUUUGGUGUCCUGGUCACCAUGCAAUCGCCGGUAUUGACUUUUGCAUCUCUCGUCAUUGAGUCGAUUGGGUACAGCAAAUUAGAUACCAUGCUCUAUACUGCGCCAUCCGGGGCAGUCCAGAUCGCAUUACUAUGGAUUGGUACCGCUCUUGUUUCCAUCUUUCCCCGACAACGUACCUUGGUCAUUUUAGUAUUGAUUAUUCCACCAUUUAUCGGGACCAUCUUAUUACUCAAACUUGAUAUCACUGCAGAGUGGGGUCUUAUUGUUGCCUCCUGGCUGGCUUCCUGCAUCACUGCAUGCAUGUCAAUUUUGCUCUCGCUUUUCGCAUCUAACGUCAAAGGCAACACGAAGAGGGCUGUUGUAAACACCAUGUUCUUUAUCGGAUAUUGUGCCGGAUGCAUUGGUUCCCCCCAGUUAUGGACACAUAAGCCACGUUAUACUUCGGGCGUCAUCACCUCUAUUGUAACAUGGUGUCUCCUAUUUGUAGCCGUGAUAGUUUAUCGCGGCUUAUGCAUGCAUGAUAACCGACGGCGCGAUUCAAAAAUGGGCGCUAUUGGUGAAUCCAUGGCCCCUGAAGUUGAGUUAGAUGAAAAUGGGAUGCCAAAGACUGAUGUGACGGAUAAGGAAGAUUGUCAAUUCCGAUACGCAUUUUGA
Penicillium macrosclerotiorum is the source of this 1485-nucleotide messenger RNA. RefSeq lists its product as uncharacterized. Gene Ontology annotation, molecular function: dipeptide transmembrane transporter activity; allantoate transmembrane transporter activity. Gene Ontology annotation, cellular component: plasma membrane. The coding region runs from base 1 to 1485 and encodes 494 amino acids. Lineage: Eukaryota; Fungi; Ascomycota; Eurotiomycetes; Eurotiales; Aspergillaceae. The transcript is spliced from 4 exons. Gene Ontology annotation, biological process: transmembrane transport; tripeptide transport; dipeptide transport. The record is from RefSeq and is a predicted model, not a curated record.